This is a messenger RNA of Vicia faba (fava bean), 1470 nucleotides long. Lineage: Eukaryota; Viridiplantae; Streptophyta; Magnoliopsida; Fabales; Fabaceae. The record is from the annotation of a GenBank genome assembly.
AUGGAACCUCCAAAACAAAUAGCGGUUACAGCACCAGCGCCACCACCUAUGGUGGUGAUGCUACCGUCACCAGGCAUGGGACAUCUCAUCCCGAUGAUUGAAUUCGCCAAACGAAUUCCUCUUCACCAAAACCUCCACAUCACCUUCCUCAUCCCUAACGAAGGCCCUCCUUCCAAAGCACAAAUCACCGUUCUCCAAUCUCUUCCAAGUUCCAUUUCACACACUUUCCUUCCACCCGUUUCAUUCUCCGAUCUUCCAUCAACCACUAAGGUUGAAACAAUCAUCUCCCUCACUGUCCUCCGUUCUCUCCCUUCUCUCCGCCAAACCAUCCACUCACUCUCCGUUUCUCAUACUAUCACCGCCCUUCUCGUCGAUCUUUUUGCCACCGACGCUUUCAACGUCGCCGACGAAUUCAACCUCCCUAAAUACGUUUUCUACCCUUCAACUGCCAUGGCUCUUUCUCUUUUUCUUUAUCUCCCACGUUUAGACCAAGAGGUUCACAGCGAGUAUAGAGAACUCACUGAACCGGUAAAAAUCCCCGGUUGUAUUCCGGUUCACGGUAAAGAUUUACUAGACCCGGUUCAAGAUCGGAAAAACGACGCUUACAGAAGUGUUCUUCGUAACGCCAAGAGAUACACCGAAGCGGAUGGGAUUAUUGAAAACAGUUUUCUUGAACUCGAACCGGGUCCAAUCAAGGAGUUACAAAAAGAUGAACCGGGGAAAGUCAAACCGGUUCUUUACCCGGUCGGACCGUUGAUUAAUAGAGAAGUACUAGCUCAAACCGGUCCAAACGGUUCAGAGUGUUUGAAGUGGUUAGAUAAUCAGCCACAUGGAAGUGUUUUAUUUGUGUCUUUUGGAAGUGGUGGGACCCUCUCUAGUAAACAGAUAAUUGAGUUAGCACUUGGUUUAGAAAAGAGUGAGCAACGGUUUUUAUGGGUAGUUAGAAGCCCAAAUGAUAAAGUUGCAAAUGCAUCUUAUUUCAGUGCUGAAACAGAUUCCGAUCCUUUUAAUUUUCUACCAAAGGGAUUUCUAGAAAGAACUAAAGGGAGGGGUUUAGUUGUUUCAUCAUGGGCUCCACAGCCACAGGUUUUGGCCCAUGGGUCGACCGGUGGGUUUUUGAGUCAUUGUGGUUGGAAUUCUGUUCUUGAGAGUGUUGUGAAUGGGGUGCCUUUGGUUGUUUGGCCACUCUAUGCUGAACAGAAAAUGAAUGCUGUUAUUUUAACUGAGGAUGUUAAGGUUGGGUUGAGACCAAAUGUUGGUGAGAGUGGUUUGAUUGAGAGACAAGAAAUUACUAGUGUUGUUAAGUGUUUGAUGGAAGGUGAAGAAGGGAAGAAGCUUCGUUAUAAAAUGAAGGAUCUUAAAGAGGCUGCUGCAAAAACUUUGGGUGAAAAUGGAACUUCCACGAACAUGAUCUCUAAGUUGGCUCUUAAGUGGAGCAAUAGCAACAGCAUUUCCACUGCGACAAAUUAA